This is a messenger RNA of Cricetulus griseus (Chinese hamster), 446 nucleotides long. The record is from RefSeq and is a predicted model, not a curated record. Lineage: Eukaryota; Metazoa; Chordata; Mammalia; Rodentia; Cricetidae.
UGUAGUGGGUGAACAGACCCAGCUGGAGAUCUCCACACGUGUGCCAGGCUCCUACUGUGUGCAAGUGGCUGCAGUCACUGGUGCUGGGGCUGGAGAGCCCAGUAGCCCUGUCUGCCUCCUUUUAGAGCAGGCCAUGGAGCAGUCAGCCAGAGACCCCAGUAAACAUGCUUCCUGGACCCUGGAUCAGCUGAGGGCCACAUUAAGACGACCAGAAGUCAUCGCCAGUUGUGCUGUCCUGCUCUGGGUGCUGCUACUAGGCAUUGCUGUGUGUGUCUAUAGACGGCGCAAAGCUGGGGUUCACCUGGGCCCAGGUCUGUACAGAUACACCAGUGAGGAUGCCAUUUUAAAACACAGGUGAGAGGCCAAAAGGGAAUCCCUAGGAAGGGCAGGGUGAGUCUCGUCAGAGAAUGAGAUGGAAUUUAGUCUACCCUCCUGCCAGACAGUAC